ACUACAUGUAAGUUAGACUACCGAUAUUGUGCGUGGACAAUAUAUUCGUUUAUAUUUAGUAGUUGAUGUCUCAUUUUUGCAAGGUGACUGACCACAACUAGUCAUAAGAACACAAGAAUAAUAGAUCCUCUAUCAUCCCGCAAUGAAAUUCGUUGGUACGUUAUUGUUUGUUGGUGCUGUAUUGAUGACUGGUCAGACUGAAGCAAACGUUAACUGUGGUUGUAUUAGGCGAGGAGGAAAAUGUUCCAAUUCCUCGGACUGUCCUACAACUGGAGGCGAACAAAUGAAACUGAAUGUAAAUUGUCGUCAAGCAAAGGCAUGUUGCAAGUGCACCGAUAUGUGCCCAAAAGGUUCAUCUUGUAUUCCAAGCAACGCUACUUGUGAUGGUGGUCUUGGCAACGUAGACUCUUCAUUGUGUUGUGGUGAUCAAGUUUGCUGUACUCCAUGUUUUGAGACUUCUGUGUGCAAGUUACGAGGUGAAGGCUCUUAUUGUCAGGAGUCAUGCAAUGUCGGUGACAUUAUUAGACACACUUCAUUUACAUGCUGCGGUCAAGCCUGUUGUGUUCUUGAUACUAGAUCGGGACGUUAGGAACAUAAAGGUGUCAGAAGAAAUGUUAUGAGAAGAUACUAAAUGAACCUAAAUGAAAAACGAAAAAUGAAAUAAUAAAACAUAGCAUUACAA
Molecule: messenger RNA, 682 nt
Organism: Mytilus trossulus (common blue mussel)
Lineage: Eukaryota; Metazoa; Mollusca; Bivalvia; Mytilida; Mytilidae
Product: keratin-associated protein 9-1-like
Exons: 5
Coding region: 143-589 (148 amino acids)
Source: RefSeq, a predicted model, not a curated record